AUGCAGUUUUCUGUGCUGGUCGCCAUGCUUGCCAUCCUCAUCGCUCUCACCUCCGCUGUCAAUGCCCAUUUUCCAGUCUACAGUCUUUACAAGGAGCGGAAACCGGUUGAUUUGUUCCAAGCCUUGGCCAGCGCACGGCAAGCAAAACGACGAGCUGGAGUAUUUGAGGAGAACUAUGAUCUGCCAUUAUCGGAAUUCUACCGUAGCAAAUAA
Messenger RNA from Caenorhabditis briggsae, 213 nucleotides. Bases 1 to 213 code for a protein of 70 amino acids. NCBI's taxonomy places the organism in Eukaryota, Metazoa, Nematoda, Chromadorea, Rhabditida, Rhabditidae. The record is from RefSeq and is a predicted model, not a curated record. The transcript has 2 exons.